UAACGCGAUGUACGUGCAGGCACGUCCGUGACGUAACGAAAAGAGGGCGCCCCAGUGUUGGCGGCGAAUUUAAAGAGUCUCGGUUGGAGGGCUGCGAUCCAAACAGUCUUGCACUUUUUGUGUAGGAUCGCACUUGUUUCGAGUUGAAGGAAAUGCCAGGCGACAGUGUCCCACUGCAGGAUCGUCCCUGCCUUAGUCUGCAGGACUCCAUGCUGACUCAGCCCAAGAAAAGCAACAAAUGCAAGUCCAGAGGCAUUCUCAGCGAGGGCCUGGACACUGAGUGGACCCCAACAGAUCUCAUCCUGCAGUUCACACCACCGCGCAAGAAACAGCGGCUCUUCAGCAAGGGGAAGGAGAAUGACAGCAAUCAAUUUGUUCUUGGCAGGAGAUCAAGGAGGAAAGACCCCUCACCAAACAUUUCAUGGGAUCAACUACCAGACGAGGUUGUUCUUAGGAUUUUCUUCUGCCUCCCUCUCCAGGACCUCGUCAGAAUAUCUGUAGUUUGCAAGCGCUGGCAACGUUUGGCGUUUGACGAGUCUCUGUGGCACAGUGUGGAUCUAGAGGGGAUGACCCACACUGGUCUGGCUCUGCAGCAGGUGCUGAGGACUGGCAUCCGCAGACUGCGCUGCCCUCGCUCCUUUGUGGAAGAGUUGCACUUGACAUACAGAGGCUCUUUGCAGGUGGUUCAAAUGGAUCUGUCAAACUCAGUCAUACCCACGUUGGCUCUGGAAGACCUCAUCUGUCGCUGCAGACUGCUAGAAUGUCUGAGCCUGGAGGGUCUGCAGCUCUCUGACACCAUCAUCAGCUGUCUGGCAAAGAACACCCGCCUACAGGAGCUCAACCUCAGCGGCUGCUCCGCCUUCUCUGCUCCUGCGCUCGCUAGGAUGCUGAAAUCCUGUUCCCGUAUACAACAGCUGAACUUAUCAUGGUGCACCUUUGAUAAUAAUCACAUAAAGAGCGUCGUUGAUAAUCUGAGUUCUAGUGUUACACAUCUCAACCUCAGCGGUUACAGAGAGAGCCUCACCCUAAAUGAUGUGAAGGUGCUGGUGGAAAAAUGCCCCCAGAUUAAAACUCUAGAUUUGAGUGAUAGCACUCUGCUGACAGCUGACUGCUUACCUGUCCUCAAACAACUCAAGAACCUGCUGCAUCUGUCCCUGAGCCGCUGUUAUCACAUUCACCUUGCUGCCCUCACUGACGUGGAUAAGAUGUUCCCUGUGCUGAGCCAGCUGGAUGUGUUUGGGCUGGUGCAGGAUAGCCAGCUGCCCUCUCUAAAGAAGGGGAUGCCUCAUGUGAGCAUAAACUCCAGACCUUUUUCAACCAUUGCCCGGCCCACACCGGCCAGCAGGUUUGUUGGAUCAACCAGCGACCGCACCAUGUGGAACAAGAAGUGUCGACUGCGGUUUGGACUGUAACAACCAUGGCUCCUUCUUAUUUCUUUAGUCCAGUUAGUUUGUAACGCAGAGAGUUUUGUCCUGCAAAAUUCCAAUGCAUUCAGGUCUGACCUAGUGUGCAGUAAUGGAGCAAUGUUUCAGUGUUUGCUGCUAAAGAAUAUGCUUUCUAGCCUUGCUUGCACAUUUGUGUGAUCUUAAAUGCAGAGCACGCAAGCUUGUGAAGAAAUGUCAGGGUUGUUAAGUGAAACGUUACAUUGUUUUAGGUUCUAAUAAUGUGUUAAUUCAUUUAAAAAAUGUAUUAAGCAUGGUUUACAAGGGGGUAAAGUGAUUUCAUUGGCUAAAUACUCCUAUUAGUUUUGCUCCCUAAUAUCUGCAAAUCAGUAAAUGCAUAAUGAAGGUUAAUGUUAAUGAGGUAUUUACUGUGCUGCCUAAAUGAUCACAGAUCUUUUGAUAAGCUUAAUGAUUUUAAAAUGGCCUCUUCUAUUUUAGAAAAGUCAAAUAUUGACUAUUGUCCAAAUAAUUUUAACUUGCAAUCCAACAUUUAACAGUUGCAUUAUCACCUCCAGCUGUCGACAUAUUUAACAGUAAAAGUGUUUUGUGUGUCAGCUGUAAAAAUGAGAGAACAUUUGAUUUUAUUAAUUGAACCGGUUUUAAUGACAGUGUGUGUGUGUGUGUGUGUGUGUGUGUGUGUGUGUGUGUGUGUGUGUGUGUGUGUGUGUGUGUGUGUGUGUGUGUGUGUGUGUGUGUGUGUGUCAACACAUUGUUGCUAAAGAGACUACCUUUCAUGGACUUCCAUAUAAUCUGUGUUGCUUGCAGUAAUCCAAGUAGCUCAAUAGUGUGGAUGUGUUCGCCCUCGUGUCAGCUUUAACUCUAGAGGAACAUGUGAACGACUUAUUUUCACCUCGGAGUCUUUGCUGAUAAACUAAAAGCUAUUGAAUUUUUCUGUGGGAUUUAUUUAACUUAAGGAAUCUUAAGAUAAGGAAAUGUACAGUUUGUGCCACAGGUUUGUAAUGUUUGCCUCGGCAGCAUCAGUGGAUUAUUGGAUCAAUAAAGAUGCAAUUGAUGUUCAAA
Oreochromis niloticus (Nile tilapia) is the source of this 2462-nucleotide messenger RNA. RefSeq names its product S-phase kinase-associated protein 2, E3 ubiquitin protein ligase (gene skp2). The record is from RefSeq and is a predicted model, not a curated record. The transcript is spliced from 10 exons. Gene Ontology annotation, molecular function: protein binding. Bases 153 to 1412 code for a protein of 419 amino acids. NCBI's taxonomy places the organism in Eukaryota, Metazoa, Chordata, Actinopteri, Cichliformes, Cichlidae.